AGGAUGAGGAUGAAAAGGAGGAGAAAGAGGGGCAGCAGUUGGACGGCGACGACGACGAUCAUCCUCGUUUCUCGUUGGGAAUGGUAUAAAACCUCCAGCUCGGCAGAUGUUACCUCGCACUCGGCAUCUCAGUGAUCUCCCACGAGGAUCUCGUGUAGCCACUGUCCACCCUCGCUUAGAAAAGACAGACGCGAGCGCGUUUUCUUCUUAUCGUACGCGACAGGCAGAGGCGUAAUUUUUAUUUUUGUUGUCGGUGGACGCGAAACCUGAACUAUCGGGAGUCACCGGACGCCACAGGAGACAUGAACAUGUUAGUCUUGUCGACAGCCUUGCUAGGAGCAUUGAUCCUAGUCAGCUCUCCGACGCUCGCGGAGCCUCCUAUCAAUCAAUAUCUACCGCCAGAUCAGCUGUAUGGACCACCCAAUGUGCAGCAGAAGCCACUGCCAUCCGGCGGCAAUAGUCGUCCGGGCGGGCAAUUCGGACAGGGUUCCAAUUUCGGAUCCAACCAGUACCUUCCGCCAAAUCAGCAGUAUGGACCUCCGGGAGCGGGUAUUAGUGGCGGUUUCGGCGGUUACGGUGACAGUGCUAACAGCGCACCUGCUAAAUACGAGUUCGAAUACACGGUAAAUGAUCCACCAUCAGGCAAUGACUUCGGCCACAAAGAAUCUCGUGACGGUGAUUUCACUCAGGGCAUUUAUUUUGUACUUCUACCUGACGGUCGUCGUCAGAUGGUCGAAUACGAAGCUGAUCAGGACGGCUAUAGGCCAAAAAUCACGUACACGCAGGUCGGUAAUGGCAUCGGUGGGGCUACAGGUUAUCCUGGAACUGGAACUGGAUCACUAGGCGGAUCAGGCGGUUAUCCCAGCGCUGGUGUCGGAGGCUAUCCUGGCGGUAGUUCAGGCGGUUACCCGAGCGGAGGAUCCGCAGGCUAUCCUGGCGGUAGCUCGGGAGGUUACCCGAGUGGAGCAGGAUCCGGAGGUUACCCCGCCAGUAGUCCGGGAGGCUAUCCAAGUGGAGCUGCUGGAAGUUUUCCCAGCGGCGGACAAAAUGGAUAUCGCUAUUAAUGCGUCCACAGCAAGACAUAAAAAGCUAUUACUUUUGCAAUUUGUAAUUUCAAUCGAUACAGGAAUUAGAUUUUUCAACAAUGAAAAAUAAUUAGCUUUGGCUGACUGAGUAAAGAAAAGAUUGCAUUACAUUGUAAUUUAUUUAUUAUUCUUCGCUUUAAAACAAAUAAUA
Messenger RNA from Ceratosolen solmsi marchali, 1236 nucleotides. RefSeq names its product pro-resilin-like. Gene Ontology annotation, cellular component: extracellular matrix. NCBI's taxonomy places the organism in Eukaryota, Metazoa, Arthropoda, Insecta, Hymenoptera, Agaonidae. The coding region runs from base 303 to 1064 and encodes 253 amino acids. The transcript has 3 exons. The record is from RefSeq and is a predicted model, not a curated record.